AUGACGCGUGGACAAACGUACACCGAAAUAAACGAUCUUCUAGGACAUUUAUUCAAUGAGACAAGAUAUAACAAACUUCUUCGACCAAUACAAAACCAAUCCGACCUGAUUAAGGUAAAUUUCAUUACGUAUCUACUAAGCGUCGAACAUUUUGACAUCUCGACCGGAAAGGUGAUAAUCACAGGUUACUUUGAAAUCAUUUGGAGAGACGAAUAUCUAACAUGGGAUCCAUCUCAAUAUGGCGGUAAAGGAAUUCUUCAAUUACCAAAAGGGAAGAUCUGGAAGCCUGAGGUCGUACUGACGAAACAACUGGUGAACGUUGAGUCUUCAAUUUACAACAGCGAUGCCUUUACUACUUGGCUUUCUUACAAGGGAGAUGUUACACUGAUUCACAUUGGAACAUACCAGACAAGAUGUGAAGUUGAUACCACGCUAUACCCAUUUGAUAUUCACCAAUGUCACUUCCAAUUUAUUGUGUCAAAUCAUAGAAUUGAAGAAUUGAUAAUUCAAUUACCAACAGCAAAUAUUAACACUAAACAGCUACAAGAAAAUGGUGAAUGGUAUAUUGAAAAUACAAAUGCAGCGGUUCUUCACAUUCAAGAAGAAAGAUUUGAACAUAUUUCAGUCCCCAUGGUUGACGUAUCUUUUACUUUAAAGAGGAGACCGACAUUCAUAAUCAAUAACAUAUAUGUUCCUAUAAUACUUAUGUCAAGUCUAAAUUUAGCAACAUGUUAUGUUAGGCCAGACUCCGGGGAAAGACUAUCGGUUGCAGUAACUUUAUAUUUGUCCCUCGUUUUCGCAACAACUGCAGCGAUUGGCAAAAUUCCAAAUAAUUCACUGAAAAUGCCUUACAUGUCAUACGAAAUUCUGAUGAUUAACCUUAUUAAUACAAUCGGUGUAGGGUGGAGCAUAUUUAUAGUUCACUUAGCAAAUGUUAAGAGGGUUGAUACAAAGAGAAUUCCAAGCUUCAUAUUAAAGGUGGUGAUGAAAAGGAGAAAUUUGUCCAUAUGUUCGAUAACUGAACCUGAAUCUGUAACUGACGAUGUACUUGCGUCACUGACAUGCGAUGACGAGGUGAAUGAAAAAGCAGUAGAUUCGUCUAAACCUAUUGGUUUUACAAAGUAUCUACUCAGUGUCGAACAUUUUGACAUCUCGACAGGGGAGUUGCUUAUAACAGGAUACUUCGAAAUCAGUUGGAAAGAUGAAUAUCUAACAUGGGAUCCGUCUCAAUAUGGCGGAAAAAGAAUUCUCCAAAUACCUACAGGGAAGUUCUGGAAGCCUGAGAUCGUACUAACGAAACAGCCGGUGAACGUAGAGUCUUCAGUUUACAGCAGCGGUGCAUUUUCUGCUUGGGUAACUAACAACGGAAACGUUACAUUGAUUCACAUUGGGACGUACCAGACAAGAUGUAUAGUUGACACUACGCUGUAUCCAUUUGAUAUUCACCACUGCCACCUUCAAUUUAUUGUGUCAGAUUAUCGGAUUGAAGAAUUGAUGAUUCAUAUACCAACAGGAAAUAUGAAUACUAAAAAACUUAGGGAAAAUGGUGAAUGGUAUAUUGAAAAUACAAAUGCUGCGGUAGGUUACGUUCAAGAAGAAAGAUUUAAACAUAUUACUGUCCCUAUGGUCGAUGUAUCUUUUUCUCUAAAGAGGAGACCGACAUUCAUUAUCAAUAACAUAUAUGCUCCUAUAACACUUAUGUCAAGUCUUAAUAUAGCAACGUGCUAUGUCAGGCCAGACUCCGGAGAAAGAUUAUCGUUUGCAGUAACAUUAUAUUUAUCCCUAGUUUUCGCAACAACUGCAGCGAUUGACUCAAUUCCAAAUAACUCAUUAAGAUUACCUUACAUGUCAUACGAAAUUCUGAUAAUCAAUCUGAUAAAUACGAUUGGCGUGGCAUGGAGUAUAUUUAUAGUUCACUUAACAAACGUAAAAAAGAUUGAUAAAAAGAAAAUCCCAAAUUUCAUACUGCGAAUGGUUAUGAAAAGAAGAAAAAGAAACACAUACCUGACACAUAUUGACCCAGACUUGGAAACUGAAGCUAUAAUUGCGACACCAAAAAACGACGAAGUUCAAGCAAACGCCGAGUUGUGUGAAAAAGAAAUGAAUGCAUUGAAAACUGUUAUUGUAAAUGAUAUCAAUGGACAGGAAGUAGCUGAAGUUGUUGACAUGGUUUACUUUUGGCUAGUGUUUAUUUCUAUAUUUGUACUUAUUUUUUCUUUUGGUGCAAUUGUUGUACUUAAAUGGGCACAUUCGUAA
Messenger RNA from Ruditapes philippinarum (Manila clam), 2256 nucleotides. RefSeq names its product neuronal acetylcholine receptor subunit beta-3-like. The record is from RefSeq and is a predicted model, not a curated record. Gene Ontology annotation, biological process: nervous system process; signal transduction; regulation of membrane potential. Gene Ontology annotation, cellular component: neuron projection; synapse; acetylcholine-gated channel complex. Lineage: Eukaryota; Metazoa; Mollusca; Bivalvia; Venerida; Veneridae. The transcript has 3 exons. The coding region runs from base 1 to 2256 and encodes 751 amino acids. Gene Ontology annotation, molecular function: extracellular ligand-gated monoatomic ion channel activity; acetylcholine binding; acetylcholine receptor activity.